GCCAGUGAGGUUGUAAAGUUAUUAUUUAUUAAUACAAUUAAGCGUCUUAGAAUCGACGUAAAAAAAGGGAAAUAUAUUUUUAAGCUGUAGCCCAAUAGAACGUUUAGAAUUGAAUGAAAACUGUUUGGAUGAAAAUGCAACCGAACGCAUGACGUGACACGAAUUCCUUCUGUGUCGGACAUCAGUAAUUCACGGGAGCUUUCACAUUAGCUUCUAAUUUUUUUUUUUAUUUGGUUUGCUAGAAUUAAUCGAUAAAUAACAGAUUGUUUAUGCGUUGUUGAUCGCACCAGGCGUUAUUUUAAACGGGCAUCCAAUAAAUAAAAAACAUGAAUGCGUUGGCUGAAGAUAUGCUUUGAACUGUUGGAAUAGUUUUUAUAAUUUAAUGGGUUUUAACACAAUAUUUUCUCUUAAAACCUUUUUGUUGUUUGUAUGAACAGCAUGCAUCAGCAUUUUAAAUGACAUGUCAGUUCACCUACUGUAUCUGUGACUUAAAGAAAGAGCAUCAGAGUACUUCUCCUUCUCCCACAUGCCAUUGUAGUUGUUAACAGCCGAUCUUGGUAGAAACAAAGCUAGUAUCCCGAAAGUAAAGUGACUCUAUAUAAGUGAUAAAAGAAUUGCUGUUUAUUGCAUAGCAUUUAUGCCGCUUUAAUGUGAUGUCAGCCAUUGCUGCUUUGUUAUCAACAUGUUGGGAAAAUCUACUGUACCUGACUUAAGUGCAAACACACAUGGGUGCAGUGUUGCUAGCUCACGGUUAAAAGUACUGUGUGAAUGAAAAGCAUUCAUUUUAAAUAAUGUAAAAAAAGGUUAUUACUGCCCCCUUCCUCUUUCUUCCUCAGUGCUUUGCUUGGCACAUCUCUAAAUAUAAGGCAUCCUUUUUUUUUCAAUACAUGGCUAUUCUCACAGGAUAUUGUUACACCCUGUUUCCCUCUCAUCCUCUGAAUAUGUUCAAGGCCUUGGCAGGAAUCUGUUUUCUUCAUCUGACUACAAUUUUCUUCCUUUUUUGGGCAACUAUAGAUGAUGCAUGGUGGUUUACAGAGAACCUUUAUACAGACUUGUGGGGGAGAUGGGUGAUGGAGAACAAUGAUAAUGUCUGGGUGUACAUGGACAUACCAACCUCAUACCGGAAAGACUAUCUCCAGGCGGUUCAGGCAUUUGCAGUUCUGUCCUGCCUGUUUGCUGUGUUCUCUCUGUGCGUGUUCAUAUUCCAACUCUUUACUCUGGGCAAAGGAAAGCGGUUCACCAUCUCUGGAGUUGUGCAGCUCAUCUCCUGUUUCUGCAUAAUGGUGGCUCUGUCAGUCUACACCGAUCACUUUCACAGAGGUGAGAAGAAUGGCUGGUAUGGCUGGUCCUACAUCAUGGCCUGGUUUGGGUGGCUGCUGACCCUCUUCACUGGAAUUAUGUACAUCAUUCUGCGCAAACGAGCGGAUUAAACUUUAGCCCUCGCUCUCAGUGCUAAUGUACAGCCUUAAUUAUUUUAUUUCCAAGUCUUAAGUGCACAACUUGAAAAAUAAUGAGUUGUCUCAAAUAUUACAGGCAUUGGUUGGAAUUGUAGAAACUUGCAAAACAAAUCACAGCAUCAGCAGUUCAUUUAAACUUUUGAGGACAUUUGCAAAGUUUAAAAUCUGUCAGUGAGAAAUUGUUGAUUUAGCAUUUGAGGAAAAUUUGCCAGAGAAGUUUCUUAAAACAAGAGAAAUUUUUUUUUUUUUUUUUUUUCAUUUUUAAUAGAUUGGUUUGAUGGAUCAUCUUUCCUAGUUUCUCAAAGCACUGAGGGCAGUAAGAGGGUCUAAACACACUUUAUUGCAGGAGUUAGUGUGUAAAGAUGGUGAAGAUGCAGUAUAUACAAGAAUGAAAUGUAAAAAAUGUAUUUAUAAUAUGUAUAAAGAGAAAGAUAAGUUGUACAUAUAAAGUACAUACAGAAAAAUGUUAUAAUAGUGUAGUUUUAAACAUCACUUGCACUUGAAAUAGCCUUGUCUUAAACAUGGGUUUAUUUUAUUUCAUAUUUUCUUUCAAUGGAGUUUUUUUGUGGGUGUGUUUUAAAUGGCAAUAGCACAGGAUAGUCUCUAGGUCAAGAAAAGUGUCAUCUUUGUUACUGCAAUGCAUUAUGGUGCUGUUCAAAUCUGUGAUCAUCCACUUGAUCAUGUAGACUUCUGAAUACACAAUCCUUUUGUACUUUCAUUGUACAGACCCUCUGCCAUAUUUACUUACAGUUUCUAUGUGGAGAAAUGCUUUCUUGAUAAUGACAUCAUGGGCCCUGUUGCUAUGCCAGCCAUUUUUAAUUAGCAUGAUGAUGAUGAAUGAUUGUUCAUGUGGUCAGAUGAUCACCCUGUAAGAUUCUUAUUCUAGAACACAGAAUGUUCCAAAAAUGUUUUAGAAUGCUUUGGUUUUUUUAAAUGUCAAUAUCUAUUCAUAAUUUUAUGUGAGUAAUUAUUCAACAUCCUCUCAAGGAAGAAGCUCCUUACUUUGUUUGGUUAAAGAGUUUUAGCCAGCUCUAGAUAUAUUUUUAUGUUGCAGUAUGACAGUAAAUGGAAAGGACUUUAUUUUUUCAAUGCAAAGCCAAUCAGUGUAAACCUGGGAGGACAUUAAUUUUAGUAAUCACACAAAUAAAGACCUUGC
This is a messenger RNA of Cyprinus carpio (common carp), 2613 nucleotides long. It is a transcript of the gene emp1a, whose product is annotated as epithelial membrane protein 2-like. Gene Ontology annotation, cellular component: plasma membrane. The record is from RefSeq and is a predicted model, not a curated record. The transcript is spliced from 5 exons. The coding region runs from base 888 to 1430 and encodes 180 amino acids. NCBI's taxonomy places the organism in Eukaryota, Metazoa, Chordata, Actinopteri, Cypriniformes, Cyprinidae.